GGAGCUCAUUCAGACCUUACACUGCACGCCGAGCUCAACCCGUCACCACUGUCUACACCCCUCAUGUCGACUUCAAAGGCGCCUCCAUCGCCUCCAGCAAGCUCGGAGAAAGAAGCGGAAUUCUAUCGGGACGUUGAGCUUGGAACCAUUCGCACAAACCCACAGAUCCAUUAUGCGGAGUACGAAGCCAUCGGAGAAGGUCUAUCGUCGAAUGCCAGACUGACAGACGAUGGACGGAUUGUCGUUUCCCUGAAGCUGACCCAAGCUCUGCCCGAGCUUCCGCAAGAGUACGCACCAGAUGUUCAAGAGUUCGCAGUCGACGAGGAGAACUGGAGAGAAGUGCCUCCUAUGAGCAUUGUUAUCAUGAUUGUAGGGAGUCGGGGCGAUGUACAACCUUACGUUGCGUUGGGAAGAAGACUAAUAGAAGACGGCCACCGCGUUCGGGUCGCGACGCAUGAGACGUUCCGUUCGUUCGUGCUGGAGUCUGGUCUAGAGUUCUUCGACAUUGGAGGUGACCCGCAAGCACUCAUGAGUUACAUGGUCAAGAAUCCUGGACUUAUCCCAGGCUUCGACUCCCUCACAAAUGGAGACAUCGGACGAAAACGCAAGAUGCUUGCAGAGAUGUUCAACGGAUGCUGGAGAGCAUGUCACCAGCCGGACGACCAAAGUAACAUCCCUUUCGCAGCCGACGCGAUCAUCUCGAACCCCCCUGGGUUCGCGCAUACACACUGCGCCGAGGCGAUGGGUAUACCCCUGCUCUUGACCUUCACCAUGCCUUGGACACCAACGAAAGCUUUCGCUCAUCCCCUCGUGAAUGUCACAAAGUCGAACGCCGAGCCCGGUCUUACCAACUUCUUCACUUUCAUUCUUGCGGAUCUCUUAAUGUGGCAAGGGGUGAACGACAUCGUCAACUUGUUUCGCACCAAAGUUCUGAACCUCGAGUCUCUGAGUAAUCGGUCGGGUGCUGGCCUGAUAGAUAGGCUGAAGAUACCUUGGACAUACUGCAUUAGUCCCGCGCUCAUUGAAAAGCCCGCGGACUGGAAGAACCAUAUUGAUACCGUUGGAUUCUACUUCUUGGACCUCGCAUCCAGCUAUGAGCCACCUGCCGAUCUGAAGGCAUUCCUCGACAAGGGGCCGCCGCCGAUCUACAUUGGAUUCGGAUCCGUCGUAGUCGAUGAUCCCAAAGCCAUGACAGAGCUUAUCUUCCAAGCCACUUCCCAAGCCUCCGUCCGCGUCCUGCUCUCCGCAGGAUGGGGCGGUCUCGGUGGGAUGUCCGUCCCCGACCACGUCUUCCUCCUCGGCAACGUCCCGCAUGACUGGCUCUUCUCCCGCGUGUCGGCCGUCGUGCACCACGGCGGGGCCGGGACAACUGCGAUAGGCUUGCGCAUGGGCCGGCCGACGGUGGUUGUGCCGUUCUUCGGGGACCAGCUUUUCUGGGGUCAGAUGAUAGAGAACGCUGGGAUUGGACCCGCGCCGAUACCGCACAAGGAAAUGACUGUCGAUAAUCUGCGAGAGGCGAUCAAGUUCACGCAGAGUAGUCGGGCGCGGAAUGCUGCUCAGGCGGCUGCAGAGAAGAUCAAGAGCGAGAAUGGCGUUCAGAAAGGCGUUGAUUCGUUUUAUCGGCAUUUACCCCUGCUCAAUAUGAGAUGCGACUUGGAUCCAAGCCGAGUUGCCGUGUGGUGGUCAACGAAAUUUUGCCUGAAGUUGAGCGCAUUCGCAGCUGAAACGCUCGUCAAUGCGAAGGAACUCAGCUACAAGGAGCUUGACAUACAUCGCACGAAGGAGUACGAGACGCGGAAAGACAUAUCCGACCCGAUCACUGGCGGCGGAAGUGCGAUCUUCUGGACUGUGACGAACUGGUACACCGGUAUUGCUCAGAUAUUCUACCAACCUACUAAGGGCAUCGUGAAGACUACAAAGGCCAUCCCGGCGGGUGUGAUGGACAUUAUCCUUUCUAUACACGAGGGCCUGCACAAUGCACCUAAACUUUAUGGAUCUGAUGUACGCAAGAAGGGAGACGUUUCGGAUUUCUCUAGUGGUCUGAAGGAGGCUGGAAAGGGGUUCUUUUACGGAUACUACGACGGAAUCACCGGACUCGUUCGCGAGCCGGUUCAGGGAGCGAAGAAAGAGGGGUUCUUGGGCGCGAUCAAAGGCUCAGCGCGCAGUUUCGUCAACGUCAACAUGCGCCCCGCGGCCGGGGCCAUCGGGCUCGUCGCGAAUCCAGCGCAGGGCGCGUGGAAGUCGCUCCGCAAGAUGUGGCACAGCGAUGCGCGGCAGCCGCAGCGCGAGACGCGCGUGUACGAGGGGCAGCAGGCGGUCGGCGGUGCGGCGCCGGGUGAGCGCGAGAGGGUGGUGAGGGCGUUUGAGGGGAUGAAGGGGACGGUGCGGGAGAGGCAGGAGGAGUAUGCGCGGGCGGCGAGGGAGGCGUUGGAGGAGAGUGGGGUGAUGGAUGGGUUUGGGGGGAAGCAGGGGGAUAAGUAGAGGUGUUGAUUGUUGGGAGAGGGCUGCUUUUCUUGGUGGGUUGAUCUAGUGUAUAUAUAGCAUAUAUAUGUAGCAGCACGUACCGGAAUGUAUCAUUGUAUGUCGACUUCCAAGUCCAUCGGCGUAGGCAGUAUCCGUGGCGUAGCAUCUUGGUCCGUGUCCUGCUCGUGCUGCUUCUCCCCUUCAUCUUCUUUCCCAUUCUUUUCCUUGUCCUUCCCCGUAGCCUUUGUACGCGCUUUAGCCCGUGGUUUGGCUGCCCUAGCUCUCCCUCUUGAGCGGGCUGCAGGUGCAGGUGCAUCGCCAUUCAUAUCCUCGUCCUUGCCCUUGCCCUUGCCAGCAGCGGCUGAUGCCCGUCCUUUGCCUCUCCCUCUCCCUCUUCUUCCCUGUCCACGCGCUCUCCGCGCAGCCGCCGUCCGCCGCGCACCGGCUGUCAUUGGCGUGUCGUCCUGAUCGCCGUCGUUCUCGCCUUCAUAAUAUUCGUUCCGCGCCGUCGUCCUCUCGCUCCUCCGCUCGCCCGCAUGCGCCGUCCCGGCUUCCUCGUCCUUCUCUUCCUGCGUCUUCUCCUCAUCCGCGAGCAAGCCCUCCAGGUCCGGCGGGAUCUCCUGCAUCUGCACGCUCGGCGCACCCUGCAAGUAGCGCAGCUUGUUCCGUAUGCCGAUCGUGAUGCGCUGUAGCGACGCGGGCGAGUUCUGGUUAUCGACGUGGCCCGUGAGCGGCGGAUGGAGCUUCCACUGCGAGUCGCGGAAGAAGGAGUCGUAGAUCGUCGCGGGGAGCUCGUCGGGGAUCGCGGCGCCGACGAGCACGGCGGUCUCGUAUGUCCAGCAGCGCGCGACGUUCUUGAUCGUGUAGCCGCCGCCGCCGAGCACGAGGAGGGGCACGUUGAACUUGCGCACGAAGUUGACGCAUUCGCCGUGCGCGGCGAUGGAGAGGUUGAACGCGCCGAGGCGGUCGCACCCGAGCGAGUCCGCGCCGCAUUGGAGGACG
This is a messenger RNA of Coniophora puteana RWD-64-598 SS2, 3465 nucleotides long. Its product is annotated as glycosyltransferase family 1 protein. Bases 64 to 2481 code for a protein of 805 amino acids. The transcript is spliced from 21 exons. NCBI's taxonomy places the organism in Eukaryota, Fungi, Basidiomycota, Agaricomycetes, Boletales, Coniophoraceae. Gene Ontology annotation, biological process: carbohydrate metabolic process. The record is from RefSeq and is a predicted model, not a curated record. Gene Ontology annotation, molecular function: hexosyltransferase activity; UDP-glycosyltransferase activity.